Racocetra fulgida is the source of this 671-nucleotide messenger RNA. Lineage: Eukaryota; Fungi; Glomeromycota; Glomeromycetes; Diversisporales; Gigasporaceae. The record is from the annotation of a GenBank genome assembly.
UUAAAAAAUAUACAAUUUGUGAAAAACACUAUAAUCAAAUCAUUGCAAAAGAUAAUUGUCUAAAUUACUUAAAAGGUGAAUCAUCAUCUUAUUCAAGAAAGCAAAGUUGCAAUUUUAAUACUUUGAAUAAUUCACAAAUAGAACCUUUAACAGCUGUUGAUAUUGGAAUUCAAGUUGAAAUAAAUAGUAAUAAUGAUCUUUUAAUGCAAAUUGAAGCUUUAAAAAAUUCUCUUAACACUCUUGUAGCUGAGCAUUCUAAACAAGUACAAAUUAUUGAAAUUAAAAAUAAUAAAAUUUUUGAAUUAGAAACUGAAUGCAAAUAUUUAAAAAAUCAAAUUACUGAUCUAAAUAUAAGAGUAAAAAAUUUAGAUUUAUAUAGAAAUCAAAUAGAAGUAUUAGUAGAUGAAAAGAAUAAAUUAGAAAUAACAGAACAGGAGGCUAAAACACUAAAAAAUGAAAAUACAAUGAAAAAAGAAGAACUUAUUUCAGUUAAUAAUUCAAUACUUGUAUCAUUUCCUGAAUCACAACGCCUAAAAUAUACUAACUUAAAAAAUAAAACAAAAGUAAUGCUUCUAAUGAUCUUGCAAGAAAUACGAGGUUUAAAUAAUACUGAAGAAGCUAUGGAUGAAGAAUAUGAGGAUAAUGAAUCUGCAAAUGAAGAAAUAAAAUAA